This is a messenger RNA of Mytilinidion resinicola, 297 nucleotides long. RefSeq names its product manganese and iron superoxide dismutase. The coding region runs from base 1 to 297 and encodes 98 amino acids. Gene Ontology annotation, biological process: superoxide metabolic process. Gene Ontology annotation, molecular function: metal ion binding; superoxide dismutase activity. The transcript has 2 exons. The record is from RefSeq and is a predicted model, not a curated record. Gene Ontology annotation, cellular component: mitochondrion. Lineage: Eukaryota; Fungi; Ascomycota; Dothideomycetes; Mytilinidiales; Mytilinidiaceae.
AUGAAAGCUUUCAACUCCUCCGUCGGCAUCCUCUCGCUGCUCGGCAACUUCAUUUCACCAGGAACGCCAGAGGCUCCUCAAGCCGUCGCCGUCAUGUCUGCUACUACCUACAGCCUCCCGGCGCUCCCGUAUGCAUACAAUGCCCUCGAACCCCACAUCUCGGCCCAGAUCAUGGAGCUGCAUCACAGCAAGCACCACCAGACCUAUGUCACGAACCUCAAUGCUGCCGUGAAGUCCCAGCAGGAAGCGAUCCAGUCCUCAGAUAUCCCAGCCCAGGUCUCCCAGUCCAGAACGUAA